CGCCGGAUUAAAGGCCACCCAGGCGGGCGGGGACCGGGACAGCAGCCCGCACCCAGAGCGUGCUCGGCUCCGCGCCGCCCAACGCUGGUCUCGUCGGCCCCGCGCGUCCAGCGGCCCCGGCGCAGCGCGUCCCGCCGAGCGCAGCAAGGCUCACGCGACAUGAACGUCGGGACAGGGCGCUGAACGGUGGUGGCGAUGUUGGGGCGCGGGGCCCUGGGCCCCGCUUGGGGGCUGCUGCUAGCGCUGAGCGUGCUGCCGCGGGCGCGCGGCGUCGAGGAGGAGCCUGGCGGCGCGCACGGAGAGACCCAGGGCUUCCAGGUGGUCACCUUCGAAUGGCACCACGUCCAGGACCCGUACAUCAUCGCGCUCUGGAUCCUCGUGGCCAGCUUGGCCAAGAUCGGCUUCCAUCUGUCCCACAAGGUCACCAGUGUCGUCCCUGAGAGUGCACUGCUCAUCGUGCUGGGCCUGGUGCUGGGAGGCAUCGUCUGGGCGGCUGACCACAUCGCCUCCUUCACCCUCACACCCACCCUCUUCUUCUUCUACCUGCUGCCCCCCAUCGUGCUGGAUGCUGGCUACUUCAUGCCCAACCGGCUCUUCUUCGGGAACCUGGGCACCAUCCUGCUAUACGCGGUCAUCGGCACCGUGUGGAACGCGGCCACCACCGGCCUGUCGCUCUAUGGCGUCUUCCUCAGCGGCCUGAUGGGAGACCUGGACAUCGGGCUGCUGGACUUCCUCCUGUUUGGCAGCCUGAUCGCGGCUGUGGAUCCGGUGGCUGUCCUGGCCGUGUUUGAGGAGGUACACGUCAACGAGGUGCUGUUCAUUAUCGUCUUCGGGGAGUCGCUGCUCAAUGACGCUGUCACCGUGGUCCUGUACAACGUGUUUGAAUCUUUUGUGACGCUGGGUGGUGACAAGGUGACCAGCGUGGAUUGUGUGAAAGGAAUAGUGUCCUUCUUCGUGGUGAGCCUGGGGGGCACGCUGGUGGGGGUCGUCUUCGCCUUCCUGCUCUCGCUGGUGACGCGGUUCACCAAGCACGUGCGCAUCAUCGAGCCUGGCUUCGUCUUCGUGCUCUCCUACCUGUCCUACCUCACCUCCGAGAUGCUGUCCCUGUCGGCCAUCCUGGCCAUCACCUUCUGCGGCAUCUGCUGUCAGAAGUAUGUGAAGGCCAAUAUCUCAGAGCAGUCGGCCACCACCGUGCGGUACACCAUGAAAAUGCUGGCCAGCGGGGCCGAGACCAUCAUCUUCAUGUUUUUGGGCAUCUCAGCCGUGGACCCCCUCAUCUGGAAGUGGAACACGGCCUUCAUUCUCCUGACACUGGUCUUCAUCUCCGUGUACCGGGCCAUCGGUGUCGUACUGCAGACCUGGAUUCUGAACCGGUACCGGAUGGUGCAGCUGGAGAUCAUAGACCAGGUGGUCAUGUCCUACGGCGGCCUUCGCGGGGCUGUGGCUUACGCCCUGGUGGUCCUUCUGGAUGAGAACAAGGUCAAGGAGAAGAACCUGUUCGUCAGCACCACCCUCAUCGUCAUCUUUUUCACCGUCAUCUUCCAGGGCCUGACCAUCAAGCCCCUGGUGCAGUGGCUGAAGGUGAAGAGGAGUGAGCAGCGAGAGCCCAAACUCAAUGAGAAGCUGCAUGGCCGGGCCUUCGACCACAUCCUCUCGGCCAUCGAGGACAUAUCAGGGCAAAUUGGACACAACUACCUCAGAGAUAAGUGGUCCAAUUUUGAUCGGAAAUUCCUCAGCAAAAUCCUCAUGAGAAGGUCAGCUCAAAAGUCCCGGGAUCGGAUUCUGAAUGUUUUCCACGAGCUCAACUUGAAGGAUGCCAUCAGCUACGUGGCCGAGGGAGAGCGCCGCGGGUCCCUGGCCUUCAUCCGCUCCCCCAGCACUGACAACAUGGUCAACGUGGACUUCAGCACCCCGCGCCCCUCAACUGUGGAGGCCUCUGUCUCCUACCUCCUGAGGGAGAACGUCAGCACUGUGCGCCUGGACAUGCAGUCCCUGGAGCAGAGGCGGCAGAGCGUCCGCGACACCGAGGACAUGGUCACUCAUCACACGCUGCAGCAGUACCUGUACAAGCCCCGGCAGCAGUACAAGCAUCUCUACAGUCGACACGAGUUAACUGCGGACGAGGACGAGAAGCAGGACAAGGAGAUCUUCCACAGGACCAUGCGGAAACGCUUGGAGUCCUUCAAGUCGGCCAAGCUGGGGGUGAACCCGCACAAGAAGGCCGCGAAGCUGUACAAGAGGGAGCGUGCUCAGAAGCGGAGAAACAGCAGCAUUCCCAACGGGAAACUGCCGAUGGUGAGCCCCCUGCAGGAUUUCACCAUUAAGGAAAAAGAUUUGGAACUUUCGGACCCUGAGGAACCCCCCAACUAUGAUGCCGAGGAGAUGAGUGGGGGGAUCGAGUUUCUGGCAAACAUCACGCAAGACACAGCGACAGACUCCCCUUCAGGAAUUGACAACCCCGUGUUUUGCCCGGACGAGGACCCGAGCAUCCUUUCCAGGGUACCACCCUGGCUGUCCCCCGGGGAGACGGUGGUGCCCUCCCAGAGGGCCCGUGUGCAGAUUCCCCAUUCUCCCGGCAACUUCCACCGCCUGGCACCCUUCCGCGUCAGCGGCAAGUCUGUGGACUCCUUCCUGCUGGCGGACGGCUCCGAGGAGCAGUCCCACGCGGCCCUGCCGGAGUCCACACACAUGUGACACUGGCUCGGACGCCCCGCUGACCGGACGGGAGGCCCCACCCGCCACCGAGAAGCCCCCGCGCGUGCGUGCCCCAAGCCCAGCCCCGCCCAGCCCCUUACCGGCCCCGCCCAGCACCGCACAGGUGCCGCCCACCGCCCGAAGCCCCGCCCCCGCCGCGCCGUCCGACCCCGAGCCGGCGGCGGGGCCAGAGCGCCGCGGGCUGAUGGGCGCGCACGCGCGGUCGGCGGCAGCGCGGCGCGUGCACAGCCGGCGCUCGUUCCAGCGGCCCCGCGCGCGCCGCCGCCCCGCACUGCUCAAGCUCGCGUCGCUGCAGCCGUCGUGCCACGCGCCGCCGCACGCGCUGGAGCAGGAGGAGACGCCGCUGUGACGGCAGCCCAUCCGUGCUCUGCACCCACGACCUCGCCCCGGGAGUGUCUCGCCUCCCAGGAGUCUCCACCCCACCAUGGAUACCCCCACCCUGGGUUUGCACACAUGACCUCUCUCUGCCCCAGAAUGCCCCGCCACGACCUCGCCCUCAGGGGUCUCCACCCGCCACGGGUGGGCCCACCUGGGGUCAUCCCUUCAUGGUCAUCCCUGGGUCAUUGCCUGGAGUCAUCCCCUCCAUGGCCUCACUCCCCAGGAGUCUUCCGGUGGCCUGGAGUAGCCCUGGGCACUCACCCAUCCAGGUGAGUGCUCGGAUGGACAGGAGCCGGACUCUCAGGGGACCAAAUGUGCUGCAAGGCCUGGAAUCUCCGAAUUCCUUGGGGUCCGUAUGGAGAGGCCCCUCUGGGCCAGGGAGUGGGCCAUGUGCCUCCUCCACCUUUUGAGUGCGGGCAUUCUUGCCAGGAGACUCCACUGUGGUCCCUCUGUCCACCUGUCCUGUAUUUGAACUGAGCUGGCACUUGUGUGUUACUGUUUCCAUUGUCAUCCUGACUCAGGGAUAUUCUCUGCUUGAGUUCUUGCCACCUCGUGUCCAUUUUCAUCAGCAGUGCUGGGGAAACUGAGAUCCAAACAAAAUGAGAUUUACCUAGUGUGAUACCAACCCAGGAUUCCAGACCAAGGCUGGCCUCUCUCCAAGCACCCAGGGAGGGCAACAGCCCCCCCCAUAGGGCGGGGUGUGGGGUAUCUUCAUGUCCACUCACCAGGUCUUUCAGCCACCUGUCACAUGGGCUACAGGUGCAACUGCAGGAACAUCCUGUUUGAGCAUCCUUUUUGUGCUGAGAUGCCCAGCCCCAGGGCUUGUCCUGCACACCCUAGUCUUGGUGUGGUGACCUCUGGGCAUUGGGUGCUGUCCUGUCCCCAGACACCUGGUAUCUGGCCUGAGUGGUCCUACCUGACACUGGCAGAUGGCCCAGGAUGGGUAGGGGGUUGUGCCAGCUGCAUGGGUGUGCCCACACAGCCCCAGCAGAGUGGGUGAGGCCUCUGCUCAGCAGUCUUGUUUAGAAUCUCAGCAGGUCUUUCAAUGGACCCGGGCCGGAUGGUUGCUCAGGCAUCUCACCACUGCUGGGGGGCCACGGGGACUUGGACAGAGCCCCCAGUCCUCUGGAGGGGGGAGGUAAGGCACUGUGCAGUGAGUCAGGGAGGUGGCCCUCACCUCCUCAGACGAGGGCUUGUGGGGCAGUAAAGGGACAGUGGACUCGUAGAAGCAUCUCUAAAGCCAGGCUCAGUCCUGCUCAGGGAACCGUCCAUGCUGUGCUGAGACCACGUUCCCACGAUGUGCGUUCUCACUGCGUCACAGGCGAGGAUUACAAGCAGUUUGUGGUUUCAGAGCUGCACAUCGAUCUCUUAUGGGAAGUUUACACUUUGCUGUUGAGAAAAACACUAGACAGCAGGGAAGGCGCAGUGUUCACCCAGUCAGCUCUGUAGGCUGAUGGCGCAUCUGCUCUCUCCUGGAACCACUGGCCCGGUCGUCACACUACAGGAGGGACAUGUGCUUUCCAGGGCUUGUUCCCCACACUCACAUCCACUUUGAGCAACCCCGUGAGCACAAAAUCCAGCCAUUGUCUGCCCAACAAAACCUGGAGGAAAGUACAAGCUCUGCCUACACUCGGCGGGAGUGGGUCGUCCAGAGUCCACAGCCUGGCUGGUCCAGCACCUCCAGCUGCCUUAACAACUCCCUGGACCGCUGGCUGAUUCACCGCUGCAGGGCCGGAGGCUGAGCUGGGGAAAGCGGCUUCGGGGCGGUUCCUGGACGCUGCAGAUACUAAACCGCCAGGUGACAAACCUCUCCUGGGCCAGUUCUGUGGCCGGUGUCCUCUGUGGUGGGUGGGCAGGUUUCCUGUUUGUUGACCUGUACAGCGAAGUACAGAUACCUGAACGGAGGUUCCAGGCCAUUUCGGCUUGAGACUGGUCUGGUGACAGUGUUAUAAACCCUAGUGCUGUGGAUACGUUUCAUGGCGUUGUAAAACAAUGUAAACAAAGUCUUAUGAAUGUAUUUCCUUAGGAAAACCAUUAUCAAUUCUUUUAUUAGGAAAGAAUUCCUAUUUAUUUAAUACUGAACUUUGGCCUACUUUGUGGUAGACACAAAUUUAGGAGUCAUUUCUCACGUCCGUAUUUUCUUGAAAAUAAUUUUGUAACAGUGCUCACAUAACUGUGCUGUUGGUCUUCUAUUGUGAAAGGAGACUUGAGGAACUUCACUGAAAUGUAUUUCAAGUUAGGAGGGGUGAAAAUUGUGGAUGCUAAUUCUGUGAAUGUAAUCUAGUCAGACUGUGUAACCCUAAUCACAAUCAACGUGCCUUAAAGAGCUGCCCCACUUGCUAUUGGCAGUGUCCGGGCAGGGGGCCACCACAGACCCUACAAGGACUGCUUGAUAAAGCCUAUUAAAAAUGUUUUAAGGCA
Messenger RNA from Camelus dromedarius (Arabian camel), 5514 nucleotides. It is a transcript of the gene SLC9A3, whose product is annotated as solute carrier family 9 member A3. Gene Ontology annotation, molecular function: potassium:proton antiporter activity; sodium:proton antiporter activity. Gene Ontology annotation, cellular component: apical plasma membrane; plasma membrane; brush border membrane. The record is from RefSeq and is a predicted model, not a curated record. The transcript is spliced from 17 exons. NCBI's taxonomy places the organism in Eukaryota, Metazoa, Chordata, Mammalia, Artiodactyla, Camelidae. The coding region runs from base 196 to 2694 and encodes 832 amino acids. Gene Ontology annotation, biological process: potassium ion transmembrane transport; regulation of intracellular pH; sodium ion import across plasma membrane.